Trichoderma breve is the source of this 1401-nucleotide messenger RNA. Its product is annotated as aldehyde dehydrogenase family domain-containing protein. Gene Ontology annotation, molecular function: aldehyde dehydrogenase [NAD(P)+] activity; succinate-semialdehyde dehydrogenase (NAD+) activity. The transcript has a single exon. The coding region runs from base 1 to 1401 and encodes 466 amino acids. The record is from RefSeq and is a predicted model, not a curated record. NCBI's taxonomy places the organism in Eukaryota, Fungi, Ascomycota, Sordariomycetes, Hypocreales, Hypocreaceae.
AUGUCUCAACAACACAGCUUGACAGAGUACAAGGUCAUUGACCCCAGCAAUGGCAAGCAUCUCAAGACAUUUCCUACUGCAACCGAUGAACAGAUUUCUGCUGCCAUCGAUAAGGCGCAUAAUGCCUACACCAAAGUCUGGAAAUCCACCCCGGUACACGAGCGGACAAAGAUUCUCCGCAAAGUGGCCGAUUUGAUCCGCCAGAACAAGAAGGAAAUGGUCGAAAUUGCUGUUACCGAAAUGGGCAAGGCGAUUGCACAAAUGGAGGGGGAGGUCGACUACAUUUGCGACAUCCUCGAGUAUUACGCCGAGAAUGCCGAAGGGUUUUUGAAGUCUGUUCCUUGCCCCGGCGUCCCUGGCGCUGAGGUUGUCUCAGAGUCUGUUGGUGUGAUUCUGGCUAUUGAGCCAUGGAACUUUCCCUACUAUCAGGUCAUCCGUGUUGUGGCUCCUCAGCUGGCUGCUGGUAAUGCAGCCCUUGUCAAGCCAGCCAACUGUGUGGCAGAGUCCGCCCUGUACUUGGAGAAGCUCUUCCUCCAGGCUGGAGCCCCUGCUGGGGUGUUCCAGGUCAUCCUCGCCACUAUCCCUCAAAUCGAGACCCUCAUCGACGACUUCCGCGUUCGAGGAGUGACUUUGACGGGCAGUGAAAGGGCUGGAAAGGCCGUUGCGGAACGAGCUGGUCGCAACCUAAAGAAGGUCGUUCUGGAACUCGGUGGUUCAGACCCUUUUAUCGUCCUCGAGGACGCGGAUCUCGACGAGGCCGUCCAGAUCGCAUUCGAUGGCAGAAUGGAUAACAUGGGCCAAGUCUGCGUAGCUCUGAAGCGUCAUAUCAUCGUCGGCCGUGAGCGAGGCGACAAGUUUAAGGAGGCUUUCGUCAAGCUUAUCAAGAACAUGAAGAUUGGUGACCCUAGGGACAGGUCUACCUCUGUCGGACCCCUCUUCGCUGAAGCCGGCGUAGUCAACAUUCUGCGCCAAAUCGAAGAGGCAAAGGCUGCCGGUGCGAAGGUUGUGGUUGGUGGAAAGAGAAUCGACCGUCCUGGUGCUUACGUUGAACCCACGCUCAUCACCGAUAUCUCGAGAGAGAAUCCGCUCUUCCUUCAAGAGACGUUUGGACCUGUGGCCUCUUUGUACGUUGUCGACACCGAAGAGGAGGCUAUCGAGCUGGCCAAUGCAACCCCAUAUGGUUUGGGCGGUGCUGUUGCCUCUACCAACAUUGAACACGCCAAGAAAGUUGCUGCGCAGAUUGAGACUGGCAUGGUAUUCAUCAACUCCCACAUGAACGCCACCGCCGCUACUCCAUUCGGAGGUGUCAAGAACUCGGGCUUUGGCAGAGAACUGGCAGAUCUUGGAUUCAACGAGUUUGUUAACAAGAAGAUGAUUCGUGUGCAUGAGAAGUAUUUGUAA